This is a messenger RNA of Erigeron canadensis, 1083 nucleotides long. RefSeq lists its product as uncharacterized. The transcript has 2 exons. Lineage: Eukaryota; Viridiplantae; Streptophyta; Magnoliopsida; Asterales; Asteraceae. The coding region runs from base 1 to 1083 and encodes 360 amino acids. The record is from RefSeq and is a predicted model, not a curated record.
AUGGGUAAUCUUAUGGAGCCAUCAUCAGCUUCAGUUUAUGAUGGGAAUCUGGCAUCGGAUCGAGUAGUUAUCCAUGUCACUUCACAUCAGAGAAUUGAUCAACAAAUACUGGUAAAAUGGAGGACAAAAACAUUCAUUGCUAGAAUCGUGGAGGAUCAAGAAGAAUGGAUACCGCAAUUCCUUACACAAGCGGCCAACUUUUGCGGUGAAAAUGUGUCACGUGGAAGUCCAAAAGGUUCCUUAGGUAGCGGCACAACUCUAAGAUUUUGGAUAGAUACGUGGCUUGAAGACAAACCCUUCUACCUACUGUUCCCAGAUUUGUUCAAGCUUGAGAGUUAUAAAGGGUGUCUUGUCAAAGAUCGUUGCACUGGUGGAGGAGAGUUCUCACAAUGGGAAUGGUCCUGGAUUCGUCCUCCAUCAACCCCAAUGGAAAUACAACAACUUUUAACAAUGCUCACCAAAAUUCAAAACGUCACCCUCUCAAAUCAGGAUGACUCUUGGAGAUGGAAUGCAGACUCGUCUUCUUGCUUCACAGUGAAAUCAAUGCGAAUUCGAUUGCAAAAUGCUUCAUAUGGCCCUACACAUUGGGUGUUCCCAUGGAACAAGUUUGCUCCCCACAAAGUCAAUGUGCUUGGAUGGCGAAUAAAGAUGAAUCGGAUCGCAACGGCAGACCAACUAGCAAAGAGAAACAUUUCAACCACGUUGUCCUUAUGUCCGAUCUGCAAAGCACAAAAUGAAACCGCGGAGCACCUUUUUCUCUUAUGCCCAUUCGUAGACUAUCUAUGGAGCUUCAUUCUUUCAUGGUGCCGGGUGUCUACUCAGAAACCUUGUAAUCUCAAAGACUUAAUGGAGGUGCAUCAAAAAGCCAACCUCAACCAUUGGACUCAAAAGCUCUUCCAACAUGUAAUUUUGUCCUACAUAUGGGUGAUUUGGAAAACUAGAAAUGAUUCUAUCUUCUUAACGAAAAACCCUUCUCUACGACGUGCUAUUAAAGAUCUUAAAGGAACAAGUUUCUUUUGGCUUGCAACCCGCUCGAAUAUCCCCGAUCUUAACUGGGAAAAAUGGCGCACCUUUAGUUUCUAA